AUGAACCCCUCGGCACUGCAGAGAAUCAGCAUUCGAUGGCUGCCCGAGCCAGCCUAUGAGGAUACCGAAACAAUCGCUCUCAACGUUGGAGGCUACUUUGUUGAUUUGAGGUUAAACAAAAACGAUGCCACCAUACAAUGGAGUCGAGCUGGAGAAAGGAUCCUACUCCAAAGUCACCCCCGUAAAUUAUCCCUGCCGCCUACUCGUAUCCUUGCACCUAUUCCGAGACUAACUGGUCUCCUAGCAACCUUCCGAUGGACCCAUAUCAUAGACUCGCUAGAUCUAACCAUUCCCGACGAGGCUUACUUCAAAAAACUGCCAAAUGGGGACGAUCUAGAAAUUGGAACUACGCCUUGCCCUUGCAAAGAUGGUGUUCCGACUGACUAUGAAGAGGUGUGGAGGGAUGUUACUUCGACGGAUCCAGGAGAUAGGUGCUGGAUUCUACAGAGUGCUAAUGGUAUGACAUUUUUGGGAAGGGUCGGGUCGAAUUAUCUGGCUAUUCAAAAAGAGAUAAAUGGUGGAUUUGCUGCUCGAAAAGAAGAUUGGCUUGCUUCCGAGGGCUGGCAAGUCUCCUUCGAGAGUGAUGCCUCACCCAACCUUCCUUUGGCAACCGCUGCAAUUGAAGCGAUGAGACAGAGAGAUCUAAACAUGGCUGCAGGGGAUAAAAUCGAUGUUUUAGGUCGACAAGGACUUGAGGCAUAUGUCCAUGAUGUCAGCUUCUAG
Penicillium cosmopolitanum is the source of this 723-nucleotide messenger RNA. RefSeq lists its product as uncharacterized. The transcript is spliced from 2 exons. Bases 1 to 723 code for a protein of 240 amino acids. NCBI's taxonomy places the organism in Eukaryota, Fungi, Ascomycota, Eurotiomycetes, Eurotiales, Aspergillaceae. The record is from RefSeq and is a predicted model, not a curated record.